This is a messenger RNA of Pectinophora gossypiella (pink bollworm), 2531 nucleotides long. Its product is annotated as sorbitol dehydrogenase-like. Bases 87 to 1163 code for a protein of 358 amino acids. Gene Ontology annotation, molecular function: L-iditol 2-dehydrogenase (NAD+) activity; zinc ion binding. The transcript has 8 exons. Gene Ontology annotation, biological process: D-sorbitol catabolic process. NCBI's taxonomy places the organism in Eukaryota, Metazoa, Arthropoda, Insecta, Lepidoptera, Gelechiidae. The record is from RefSeq and is a predicted model, not a curated record.
ACACGCCUACAUUCAGACCAUUCAUGAAGCUUGUUUCGCCUCCCUCGCCAGUUGUUACUCGGCAGUCGAAGUGAAUACACGCCACCAUGUCCCAAGACAACCUAGCCGCGAUUCUUUACAAACCUAAGGACUUAAGACUGGAAAAAACUUCGGUGCCACAAAUAGCGGACGAUGAGGUCCUCCUCCGAAUGGACAGUGUGGGCAUUUGCGGGUCUGACGUGCACUACUGGCAGAGCGGAGCGUGUGGACACUUCCUCUUGAAGGACCCCAUGAUUAUGGGCCAUGAGGCUUCUGGGGUCGUCGAGAAGAUCGGGGCAAAAGUAAAGAAUCUGAAGCCAGGUGACCGAGUGGCGAUCGAGCCAGGUGUACCUUGCCGCUACUGCGAGUUCUGUAAGACUGGCCGCUACCACCUGUGCCCGGACAUCGAGUUCUGCGCCACCCCGCCCUUCCACGGCAACCUUUGCAGAUACUACAAGCACGCCGCUGACUUCUGCUACAAGCUCCCCGACCACGUGUCAAUGGAGGAAGGUGCGCUCCUGGAGCCUCUGUCAGUGGGCAUCCACGCGUGCAGGCGCGGAGGCGUCCAGGCCGGAGACAUAGUGCUUGUGCUUGGAGCGGGACCCAUAGGGCUGGUCACCAUGCUCGCUGCUAAGGCCAUGGGCGCCAGCAAGAUACUUAUCACAGACAUCCUGCAAUCUCGCCUGGACUUUGCCAAGAAGAUGGGCGCUGAUGAAACCAUCCUGGUGACCAAGGACUCCAACGAGGCCGACCUGGUCAAGAAGAUCCACGAGUUGCUCGGUAGCCAUCCCGAUGUCUCGAUAGAUGCUAGUGGAGCACAGGCUACAGUGCGCUUGGCUUUGUUGGCAACUAAAUCGGGCGGUGUGGCGGUGCUAGUAGGCAUGGGUAGUCCGGAGCUGACGGUGCCCUUAGCCGGCGCUGUGGCCAGGGAGGUGGAUAUCCGCGGCAUCUUCCGAUAUGUCAAUGAAUACCCAAUAGCUCUAUCGAUGGUAGCGAGCGGCAAGGUCAACGUGAAGCCGCUGGUGACACACCACUACAGCCUAGAGGAGACGCUGGAGGCUUACGAGGUCGCGCGGCAGGGGCUUGGCAUCAAGGUCAUGAUACACGUGCAGCCGCGGAACACCAACAACCCAAACAAGUUCUAAAAAGAAAAAUAUAUACUGAGAAAGGGAGAAGGUGGCGGCCCUUGGGCGGUGCGAGGAGUGCCACCGCAGCGGGCGCCGAAAUAGGGGGCGAAGGGGGCAAAAUCAACCAAGGCCGGUUCACCAGGAAACUAAAACUUCAUAGGGUUAGAUUGCGGCCACAUAAAACUCAUACCGGGUGGCCGUGAACAACAUUUCUAAAAGAUUUAAAUAGGUAAAUUUUGAUGGCCGUAAUCGAAAAGUUUUGUAAUUUAAAGGGCUUCUUCUUCUUUGCGAGUCGAUGGCGAUCGAUACUAAAUUUUUGCUGACCAAUAAUUGGCCACGCUUACGGCAUUGUCAGUGGCUUCGUAAAGGUCUUUAAUAGUGCAGGUGUUAGGGCACUUAGGACAGCACAAAAGGUGAGCCAUAGUUUGUGGUGAUACUCCACACUCGCAAUCAUCGCAACCAUCAACCAGAUAUCCCCACCUGCAGAGAUUAUCCUUGCAGCGGCCAACCUGUGUCCGGAGCCUAUUUAAAGACUUCCAUGUGGGCCACGCUAGAUUGCUUCCAGGCAGGAUUUAAAGGGCUGAAGAGUGCCACUUUGAGGUCUUGCACCAAUCUAAAUAUAUUGCUGGGGCCGCCACUGAUAUUAUCAACACCAUCUUCAUCAGCCGGAAAUCCUCCACUGCUGGACAUAGGCCUCCCCCAAGGUUCCCCAUAAUGACGGAUCCUCUGCUGCCCGCAUCCAGCGUUUCCCCGCGACUAUCAGGUCAGAAGGGCGAUAAAAGUAGAGUCGAAAAGGCCACAUAGAAGACGUCUAUCUGAACCAAUAACUACCCACUGCUAAUUAACAUUUGUUUGUAUUGCGUUUUUAAAGGAAUUUCUUCAAUGUGGUUCUUAGAUGUCCUGAGCGCUCGGUCUGCGAUUUUUGAAGUUAAGCAACUUUCGCAAAGGCCGGUCAUAGGAUGGGUGACCACAAAAAAAACCUCCGUGCUUCGGAAGGCACGUUAAGCCGUUGGUCCCGGCAGCAUUAGCAGUUGUUAAUAACCACCAAUCCGCACUGGGCCCACGUCGUGGUUAAAGGCCCGAUCUCCCUAUCCAUCCAUAGGGAAGGCCCGUGCCCCAGCAGUGGGGACGUUAAUGGGCUGAUGAUGAUGACUUACUUAUUAUAAUCUGAUGUUUACUGAAAAACGGGUUUUAUAGGAUCGCAGGAAGAAAUUGCCAACAAAAAAUACAUGCAUUUCCUAUUUACAAAGAUACAGGAUAAAUGAAUGUCAAGGAACGAAUUAUAAAAUGUAUUUAAAAAUAAGUUAUAAAAUAUAUAAAAAUUAGAAAGUAAAACGCGUUUGUAAAAUGACUUAUUUGAAAUUAUACUUAAAUAAUUUUAAUUUA